Metarhizium robertsii ARSEF 23 is the source of this 585-nucleotide messenger RNA. Its product is annotated as Ankyrin repeat-containing domain protein. Bases 1 to 585 code for a protein of 194 amino acids. The record is from RefSeq and is a predicted model, not a curated record. Lineage: Eukaryota; Fungi; Ascomycota; Sordariomycetes; Hypocreales; Clavicipitaceae. The transcript is spliced from 2 exons.
AUGGCGAUGGCGAUGGCGACCUCCAGCCCGCCAUGCGAGCCGGAUGCCUUUGAUCUUGGUAUCUACACGCCUAAGAACUUAGCUCGAGCUGCCCGCGCAGCCCUCCUACGAGACAGCUCCCCAGUGGAGAUCACUGACAUUGACGUCUCACCACAGCUCGACGAAUUCCUUACCUUGCCCAGUUCGGGCUUACGUGAACGUCAGUCGCCCAUAGACAUCACCGAAGCAGCCGGCCAGCUCGGCAACGAGCAGACCGCUGCCCACAAUGCCAAAAUUAGAGUCUUCCGCACCUUCUGCACACACUUCAAUAGGGUAGCUGAGGAAUUUCCAUCCGGACUGGAACGCGACUUCGCCCAGCAUUUCUCAGUAAGCUUUCUCGAAUUUUGGAAACAGGCACUCGGCAGCACCCCGUCGGCCUCUACACCGACCUACAGCAGCGUGGCUGCCACGGCCACUGCCGCCGCCAUCGCCACCGUCUCUCCCAUUCGACCAUCCACCACCUCUUCUGUUUACCCACAGCAGCUUCCUACAGCUACGUAUCGCCAAGGGCAACGAGCACCCGCCCCACCCCGAGAAGACCUCUGA